Molecule: messenger RNA, 2050 nt
Organism: Lepisosteus oculatus (spotted gar)
Lineage: Eukaryota; Metazoa; Chordata; Actinopteri; Semionotiformes; Lepisosteidae
Gene: cldn12
Product: claudin 12
Cellular component (GO): plasma membrane
Source: RefSeq, a predicted model, not a curated record
UGUUUGUGUCUGUGCGCGGAGAGAAAGAGCCGAGAGGCAGGUUACUUUGUGCGGAGGCUGAACACUGAGCUACAUUGUAACUCCGCACACAAUGGGAUCUGAGGCCGCGCCGAGUGACGUGACUGUUUUCCCAGGCCACGCAGGGAGAGGAGAUUUUGCGGAAGCUUGGGCUAACAGGAAACGCCGAGACUCUGGACCCGAAAGGUUGUGGUUACAUUUUACUGGAAAAUGCAGUUCCAUGUGAGACACGGCUAGUAACAGCUCUCGUCAAGGUUGCCGAUUAAAGGGCUUCGGAGUGAAAAUUUCCGCUAACAUGACGUGCCGGGAUAUACACGCAACUACUGUUUUUGCAUUCGUAAUUGCCCUGUUUUCAGUGGGAGGGCUCGUGAUAGCUACCCUCAUUCCACAGUGGAGGGUGACCGCGCUAACCACCUUCAACAAAAACGCCAAGAACGUCACAGUCUACGAUGGGCUCUGGGCGAAGUGUGUCCGCUUGGAGGGCAGUACGAACUGUUUAAUAUUUGACUCGGAAUGGUACUCCAGAGUAGACCAGCUGGACCUCAGAGUUCUUCAGUUCGCCCUUCCCAUCAGCAUUUUCUUUUCCUCCCUUUCACUGUUCCUGGGCUUAACGGGAAUGUGUAAGACGGCAUGCUGCUCUGAUGUCCCCGACGUCCCCCUCACCAAGUGCCUUGUCAACAGUGCAGGGUGCCAUCUAGUGGCCGGUAUAUUUUACUUCUUGUCGGGGGGCAUUGGUAUGGCCCCUUCGGUCUGGUUCAUAUUUUACACUUCCAAUCUAAACAAGAAGUUCGACCAUAUAUUUUCCACCGACUUUGCAGCGUAUGUGGCAAUAGGCAGUUCAGGCGGUCUGCUUCUGGCAGCCUGUCUUUUGUUUCUGUGGUACUGUUUGUGCAAAACGCUGCCUUCUCCCUUUUGGCUGCCGCUGUAUUCCCAGCCUGCUGCCGUUCAUGCCUACCCUCCUCACUCACCCCCCUCCAACAGCUACUCUUCUCCAGUUUACCCUCCUCAAGCCUGUGUCCCUCAGAGCUAUGGAUCUCAAGUUUCUAACCCUCAGGCCUAUGUCUCUCAAACGUCUGUUCCACAAGGAAUGGGCCCUCAUACUUAUAUGUCUCAAAUCUCUGCUCCUGACGGUUAUGGCUCUGAAGUUUGUGCCUCGCAAGCUUAUGCCCCCCAGAGUUAUACAUCUCAGAGUUACGGGUCUCCGGACUAUCGGUACUCCACCCGUUCCAGGUUGUCAACCAUUGAAAUCGAUAUCCCGCUACAUGGGCAGGCUUAUUGAAGGAUCCCUACCGCUGUUGUCUUUCUGCUGAUCCAGAACUUGCACGUUAACUAUUUUCUGUGCCAUAUGGGAAUAAAAUGAUUGAACUUCCUGCCAAGAGCAAGACAAAGCACUGCAUGGAUUCAGCCCAGCUGCACACACACUGAAGCAGUGGCCCCACGAUUCCCACUCCAGCGUGAGCUGUCUCCUGUGCUGUAUAAUACAUACAAGAAACAUCUCCAAAUCAUAAAAGACUGUGAACGUGCAUCGCAGAAAAAGGAGACCAGUUUCUUUAAAACUGAAAUGUACAGGGUUUGUGUUGGAGAAACUUUCAUUUCUGUGCCUUCUACAUCUUGGAGGCUGUUUUGAGCAGUAUUUGCCGAUUUGAGUCUGCUGGAGUACUUCUUAGCAGUUUUUCAGAUACAGUAUUUUGUACACUGUAGUUGUAUAGAGUUUAGUAGGCUGUUAUUUCUUGGUGUCUGAUGCCUGAAACCAGACUUUUGACAUUGUACAAUUAUUUGCAAAUGGAUUUAAAAACCUAAUUAAACAUCCAUAGAACCAGUAGGUAGAACAUUCUAAGUUCAUUUUUGUGUCUCUGUGAACUUUCGUUUUUAUGCUACAUGUUUAAUAGAAGUAAAUGAAAAACAAAAUACCAGUGCAGAUGCACAUUAUCUGUUACAAAGUCACUCUCAAGAGCAGCAUCAGUGGAAUGGUUUUGUACUCAUGUUUUUGUACAGUGCUCUGAAAUUAAAAUGAUUUUGUGCUUUGUUAAAA